Molecule: messenger RNA, 609 nt
Organism: Trichomonas vaginalis G3
Lineage: Eukaryota; Parabasalia; Trichomonadida; Trichomonadidae
Product: protein tyrosine phosphatase protein
Exons: 1
Coding region: 1-609 (202 amino acids)
Biological process (GO): protein dephosphorylation
Molecular function (GO): phosphatase activity
Source: RefSeq, a predicted model, not a curated record
AUGAGUUUUAUACCUCCACCAAACUUUGGUUAUGUUGAACCUGAUUUAUAUCGGUCUGCUGUACCAAGUGACAUGAAUUUUCCAUUUCUACAGACUCUACAUCUCAAAACAGUCAUUUAUUUAUCAUUAGAUGCUCCCUCAGUACUAUUUCUCGAAUUUUUAAAGGAACAUAAUAUAGAAUUAAAGCAAAUAUCUGGUGCAGAAACAACUGGCUUCGCCCAAAGGGUUUCAGAACAAUUAGUUUUAGAUGCACUUCAUUCAUUACUAAAUCCUAAUGCUUAUCCUAUUAUUGUUAUGUGUAAUUUAGGAAGACAUAGAACUGGAACUGUUAUUGGCUGCCUUAGACGUCUUCAAAAAUGGAGUUUAUCUGCCAUUUUUGAUGAAUUUCGUAGAUUUACAAAUGCAAAAUCUAGCCCUCAACAUGAGCAAUUUAUAGAGUUGUUUGAUACAGAAUUAGUAGAAAUACCAGAGAAAGUCGAUCAAUUACCUUUCAAGUUAAUAAAUACUGUGCAAAAAGCACCAGAAGAGCCUCCGCAAGUGCCUCAGAAAAGAAUUAGUUUCAAGUUACCGCAAAUGCCUCAAAAACUUUCAGGCUCUACUUUCUUUUAA